UUAAGGAGUAAAUACCUCUCUGUUUUACAGUUACGACUUCAGCAGAGAAGAGCCCAGGAGCAGCUGGCUAACCAAGGCAUAAUACCACCACUGAAAAGUCCAACUGAAUUCCAUGAGCAAAGGAAAAAUUUGGAUAGUGACAAGAUUGAAGAUCAUCGGAAGCACAAGGUCAGACAGCGACCCGAGCGUGCCGACGUGGUUAAUAUGCACAUACUCCAAGCUUCUACUGGAGAAAGGUCCAUCCCAAGCACUCAGAUGAAGCUGAAGAGAGCACGGCUUGCGGAUGAUCUUAAUGAAAAGAUUGCUCUCCGGCCAGGGCCCCUGGAGCUGGUGGAGAAGAAUAUACUCCCGGUUGACUCUGCUGUGAAGGAGGCCAUUAAAGGUAACCAGGUGAACUUCUCCAAGCCUGCCGAUGCAUUUGCAUUUGAGGAGGACAGCAGCAGUGAUGGCCUUUCUCCAGAUCAGACACGGACUGAAGACACCCAGGGUCCUGUGGGAUCUCCUGUAGACACCAAAACUGUGGAGACCCCCGGGGCAGGCCCUCUGGGGGUGGCUCAGGAUCUUACUUCUGGCUCAGAAAAUGACAGGAGUGACUCAGCAUCACAACCAGGCAGCCAAUCAGACACCAGGAAGCAGGGCCUUGGUCCCCUCAGUGCCCCAAUGUCUGUGCAUGCUGCUGUCAAGUCUAAGUCCUUGAGUGACAGUAAGAAUCGCCACAAAAAGCCCAAGGAUCCCAAGCCCAAAGUGAAGAAGCUCAAGUACCACCAGUACAUCCCCCCGGACCAGAAGGCAGAGAAGUCGCCGCCCCCCAUGGACUCAGCCUAUGCCCGCCUGCUCCAGCAGCAGCAGCUCUUCCUGCAGCUGCAGAUCCUCAGCCAACAGCAGCAUCGCUUCAGCUACCCGGGCCUCCACCAGGCCCAGCUCAAGGAAACCAAUGAACAGAUGGCCAGAAAUUCAAGCACGCCUUCAACGCCGCUGAGCAACACGCCUUUGUCUCCUGUCAAAAAUAGCUUUGCUGGGCAAACUGGCAUCUCUUCUGUCAAGCCAGGCCCCCUGCCAUCAAAUCUGGAUGACUUGAAGGUCUCAGAACUAAGACAGCAGCUUCGCAUCCGAGGUUUGCCGGUGUCCGGCACCAAAACGGCCCUCAUGGAACGGCUACGGCCCUUCCAGGACUGUUCUGGAAGCUCAGUGCCCAACUUCGGCGACAUCACCACCGUCACCUUCCCCGUCACCCCCACCAGCACCCUGCCUCCCUACCAGUCGUCCCCGUCCACCAGCGCCCUGUCCAACGGCUUCUACCACUUCGGAAGCACCAGCUCCAGCCCCCCCAUCUCGCCGGCCUCCUCGGACCUCUCGGUGGCAGGGUCCCUGCCGGACACCUUCAACGACGCGUCCCCCGCCUUCCCCCUGCGCGCGUCCCCGGCCCACGUGUGCGCAGAGGACAGCCUGCUGGGCGGCCUGGGCGGGGGCGCGCUGCCCCCCGAGCUGGACGGGCUGGACUCGGAGAAGGACAAGAUGCUGGUGGAGAAGCAGAAGGUGAUCAAUGAGCUCACCUGGAAGCUGCAGCAGGAGCAGAGGCACGUGGAGGAGCUGCGGCUGCAGCUUCAGCAGCAUAAGAGGAGCAACUGCCCGGACAGGAAGCCGCUGCCCUUCCUGGCCGCCCCCAUCAAGCAGGAGGACGCCGUCUCCAGCUGCCCCUUUGCAGCCCAGCAGCCCGCGGGGAAAAGGCCUGGCAGCAGCCCCGAAGGCCCGGGGAGCGCGGGGGAAGCCCCACAGCGCCCCCCGCUGGGCAGCACGCACUGUGCCGCCGACGCCCCAGCUCAGACCAACUCACUGUCGUCCACGUUUCUCAGCCCGCAGUGCUCGCCCCAGCAUUCCCCACUUGGGACCCUCAAAAGCCCACAGCACAUCAGUUUGCCUCCGUCCCCCAACAACCACUACUUCCUGCCCUCGUCUUCUGGCGCUCAGGGCGAAGGGCCCGGUGUCGCCUCACCUGCGAGCAGCCAGGUGUGCUCAGCUCAGAACUCAGGAGCACAUGAUGGCCAUCCUCCAAACUUCUCCCCGCAGCCUCCCAGCCUCCACCCUCCUUUCCCUGGAGCCCAGGCAGACAGCAGUCAUGGUGCUGGGAAGACCUCCUGCCCCCAAAGUCCAGGAGUCCAGCCAAAGAUGGCUGGUUUACACGCUUCUGAUAAGACGGGACCAAAGUUUUCAGUUCCAUCCCCAACUUUUUCUACGUCCAGCUCAGCAGUUUCGGAGAUAACACAGCCUCCAUCCUAUGAGGAUGCUGUGAAGCAGCAGAUGACUCGGAGUCAGCAGAUGGACGAGCUAUUGGAUGUCCUCAUUGAAAGUGGAGAAAUGCCUGCUGAUGCUAGAGGAGAUCAUUCCUGUCUUCAGAAAGUCCCAAAGAUACCUGGGCCCUCCCGGAGCCCCAGUGCUGCCCUCCCCAAGCCUCCAGCUUCCUUUGAACAAGUUUCGACAAGUGGCCAGCUCUCUUUUGAUCACUAUGCUACAGAAAAUGAUGAGCACCUUGAAGUCUUACUGAAUUCCCAGAGCCCCUUAGGAAAGGUGAGCGAUGUCGCCCUCCUAAGACUUGGCAGUGAGGAGCCUCAGUUUGAUGGGAUCAUGGAUGGAUUCUCUGGGAAGACUGCAGAAGACCUCUUCAAUGCACAUGAGAUCCUGCCAGGCCCCCUCUCCCCUAUGCAGACUCAGUUUUCACCCUCUUCUGUGGACAGCAACGGGCUACCAUUGAGCUUCACUGAAUCUCCUUGGGAGACCAUGGAGUGGCUGGACCUGACGCCUCCCAGCUCCACGUCCGGCUUUGGCUCACUUGCCACCAGCGGCCCCAGCAUCUUUAACAUUGAUUUCUUGGAUGUCACAGAUCUCAAUUUGAAUUCCCCCAUGGACCUUCAUUUACAACAGUGGUAG
Elephantulus edwardii (Cape elephant shrew) is the source of this 2925-nucleotide messenger RNA. It is a transcript of the gene MYOCD, whose product is annotated as myocardin. The coding region runs from base 205 to 2925 and encodes 906 amino acids. The record is from RefSeq and is a predicted model, not a curated record. Gene Ontology annotation, biological process: smooth muscle cell differentiation; cardiac muscle cell differentiation. Lineage: Eukaryota; Metazoa; Chordata; Mammalia; Macroscelidea; Macroscelididae. The transcript is spliced from 14 exons.